Molecule: messenger RNA, 4714 nt
Organism: Erpetoichthys calabaricus (reedfish)
Lineage: Eukaryota; Metazoa; Chordata; Cladistia; Polypteriformes; Polypteridae
Gene: pdzd8
Product: PDZ domain containing 8
Exons: 5
Coding region: 136-3501 (1121 amino acids)
Biological process (GO): mitochondrial calcium ion homeostasis
Cellular component (GO): mitochondria-associated endoplasmic reticulum membrane contact site
Molecular function (GO): protein binding; lipid binding
Source: RefSeq, a predicted model, not a curated record
AAUCAAAUACGCAGGCCGCAUUCCCAAGGAAGCCGCAGAACACACUGCAGCUUUGAGAGUCAGCAGGUGAAAGUUGCUAUUGUUAGCACGACAUGGAGGUGUUGUGAGGUUGCCUGGCAGGCGGGCUGCCAAGCGAUGAUAUAUCUCGUGCUCGUGUCGGCGCUGGCGGGGGCGCUUGUGACUGUAUUUCUGGAAUUGAUACUCUUGUACCGGCGGAACCCCGAACCCGUCGGUAGGACCGUGCAAUAUGUGAAAGCGGUGCCCGAGCCGGCGCUCAAGGAUUACCUCAGCGGAAAGCACUGUGACUCCGGGCAGUCGCCAGCUCUGCAAGAUGGCACGGCGUCGCCAGCCAGGCAGCAACCGCAGGAUCCCGGCAGUGAGCUGCCACUGGGCUCAUUCAAGGCGGAGACAUGCAAUUUCCUCAACGCAAUUUUUCUGUUUCUUUUCCGAGAGCUGCGGGAUACCCCACUGGUGCGACACUGGGUGACCAAGAAGAUCAAAGUGGAGUUCGAGGAGCUGCUUCAGACUAAGACGGCGGGACGACUUCUUGAAGGACUUAGCCUACGAGAUAUCUCUCUGGGCAACUCGCUGCCCGUGUUCAAGAGUGUCAAGCUCCUGGGGCCGACGACUUGCGACGAGGACGGGAUGCCCGACGAACUCAACUUUGAGGUGGACUUGGAAUACAAAGGGGGCUUCCACCUGGCCAUCGACGUGGAUCUAGUGUUUGGCAAAUCCGCCUACCUAUUUGUCAAGAUGACUCGGGUGGCUGGACGCUUGAGGUUGCAGUUCACGCGGCAGCCCUUCACCCACUGGUCGUUCAGCUUUCUUGAGGACCCGCUGAUCGAUUUCGAGGUAAAGUCUCAGUUUGAAGGGAGGCCAUUACCCCAGCUUACAUCCAUCAUCGUUAACCAACUCAAGAGAGUGAUCAAGAGGAAGCAUACUUUGCCAAAUUAUAAAAUCAGAUAUAAGCCAUUCUUCCCAUUUCAAGUUCAACCAGCCACAGAGGACACAGUGGAGCUUGACUUGACUGUCCAAGACACAGGGCUCACGGAGGGGCGUCUGAAAGUCACUUUGGUGGAGUGCAGCAGGUUAUUUAUCCUGGGUUCGUAUGAUCGGGAAAGUUACAUUCAUUGCACAGUGGAGCUGAGCAGCAGUGUGUGGAAGGAAAAGAUAAGAAGUUCCAUCAAAACAGCCGAGCUGAUCAAAGGAAAUUCCCAAAGUGUUGGACUGACCUUCCGGCAGGUUCCAGCCAGCGAGGGUGACGUGGUGCACGUCAUCAUUGAAACUGUCGUCCCCAACUCCCCCGCCUCCCAAGCAGACUUGCAGAAAGGGGAUCGGCUGAUUGCUAUUGGAGGGGUGAAAGUGACCUCUUCAGUACAAGUUCUGAAGCUGAUCAAGCAGGCUGGAGAAAAGGUGAUGGUGUUUUACGAAAGGCCCAUACGUCACCAAAUGCCCCAGGUUGAGGGCUUUGGCCAGCUUGAAGAUCAAGGCUUCCUGUCUCAACCUGCCUAUGAGGAGGACACCAUGAGCAUCAACACUUUGGAUGGCAGUGAUAACAAAGACAUGGACUCCGAGUUUGAGGAGUUAAUUUGUGAAACCAGGCCAUCAAACAGUGACGUAAAAGAUGAGUCGUUGCUCUCUCUAAACCAAAGCCCCAAAAGAACGGUUGCCAACCUCGCUUCCAAGCCCCUUGGAACGAUAUCACCCAUCCUUAACCGCAAAUUGAACCUGGGGGGCCUUCAGGCACAGCUGAAGCCUCCACCCAAAGAUGGGACAAAACCAGUAACCUCAAAGAGCUCUGAAGGCCCUGAAGCAAUGCCACAGUCAGCAAGCAAACUGGCACAGACCCCACCAACUCGACCCCCAGUGCCCCCAAGACCUCACAUUAAAUUGACUCUGGCUUCUUCAGAAACACAGUGCCUGCUGGAUUCAAGUGAUGCCCCUGCUGAAAAACCAGAACGACCACCCCCACCCCUGAUCAACGGAGAGAAGAUGGUCAGCGAGAAAGUCGUUGUGAAACCUGUAGAGCAGAAUGAUGAGCCACUCGCGCCAAUUCCAAAUAAAGCAGACUCUUCCAAAGAAAAGGUUUCCGACAGCUCCAACAGUCCUAGAGACUCGGGAGAGGACCAGCAAAUGUGGGAGUCUGCCGAGACACCAUAUCGCAACCGCUUGGCUCGGUGGAGCAAAGCUUCAUAUUUGUUUGAGACAGAGAGCCACCACAAGUACCUUAAUGUCGCUGUUUGGUGUAAGGACCCUUUUAAAGUUGGCGGCCUCCUCUGCCUUGGACACACAAGUCUGAAACUUGAACACAUUGCCUUGGAAUGCCUGUCAACAUCCUCGAUGGAGUAUCAGAGCAGCUUCAGGCUAAACGCGGCCGAACCCAAAGCUAACGUCAGUCGGACGGCUUUGAGAAAUUUAAGCGUGCACAAGGGGUUUAAUGAGAAGCUGUGCUUUGGUGACAUUACACUGCAUUUCACCUACUUGAAAGAGGGCGAAUCUGAGCAUUCGAGCGGCUUGACUGAAAGAGAGAGGGAGAGCAGCGCACAGGACGAAGCUCUGCUGUUUCCCAAAGAGGACACCAACCUCCCAUCAGUCUCUGUUAGUGAAGUGAAGCAUAAUUUCCAAGACACGCAGUUCCAGAACCCAACCUGGUGUGACUACUGCAAGAAGAAAGUCUGGACCAAAGCGGCAUCGCAGUGUAUGAUCUGCUCCUACGUGUGCCAUAAGAAGUGCCAGGAAAAAUGCCUGACGGAGCACCCUUACUGUUCGGCGGCUGAAAGAAAAGUGGACCCGGAGACAAAAUCAACGAUAAACAAAGCCACUGGCUUGACCAGACAGUUCCUCAACACUAGCUCUCGCUUGUUAAGCUUAAGACCGGUACCUAAAGCUCGCCUGGCAGAACAGGGAAGUGACAUUGCAGAACCAUCCCCAAAACACACACCCAACACCUCUGACAAUGAAAGCAGCGACACGGAGACAUAUGUGGCGGGCAGCCCUUGUAAACGCCCUGCAGCAGCAGGUACCAAGCUGGCAAGAAAGGAGGGGGGCCUGGAUGAUAGUGUUUUCAUUGCGGUCAAAGAAAUUGGCCGGGAUCUCUAUCGAGGUCUACCAACGGACGAGAGAUCCCAGAAACUGGAGCUGAUGCUCGAUAAGUUGCAGCAUGAAAUUGACCAAGAACUGGAGCACAAUAAUUCCCUGGUAAGGGAGGAGAAGGAGACUAGCGACGCAAGGAAGAAGUCCCUGAUUUCCGCAGCGCUUUCCAAAUCUGGUGAAAGACUGCAGGCCCUAACUCUGCUUAUGAUCCAUUACCGAGCGGGUAUCGAAGAUCUGGAGUCGUUUGAGGGCACGUCACCUUCAGAACAGCAAGACCAAAAACCUAAGGAAAUGGAAGAACCCAUCUUGAUUCAGGAAUCAUUUGAGUCUGAGAUCUGCAGUCCAAUUGAAGCCCAGCUGCUCGAUGAAAUAACGGAAGAGACGAUCAACGAGGAGGUUCUACCUUGAAGUUCUGUCAGAUCUUGACUUUCCAUUGGUUCUCCGGCCAGACAAACAAGACGCACAACUUGUCAAGCACCCAAGGAGUGGAAAAAUAUGUCCUCUUUGGUUAUUGACAACAAGGAACAUGCUUCCUAUUCAUUGUUUUGUGGCCAGCAGCAAUGCUCGAAAAAUAACCAAAACGGUUUUUGCGCAGUAAUAGUCGUAGCAACAAUAAAAUGAUGCGAAUAAUAAUCAUUCACAUACAUAAUUGUCGCCGCUGCAAGUCAGAGUCUGUGAGCCGUUUUAUUUAUUGGAACUUCAGCACCUUGGAGUCACAGUCCUUCAGAUGAACCUGUGCGACCGAACGAACUCAUUGACCGCCUCAAUUUCUCAAAGCAAUGCAUGUGAAGAUUGAUGGGUAAAAAUGGCAGCCAUUUUGGGACCACUUUUGCUACAUUUGAUUUCUGUUGUUUUUACGUUUUUUUCUUUUUUUGCCAAAACUAUGGAAAAAAUUGGCUUCUACUUCGUGUUGUUUUAAUUAGCAAAUUUACAUAUGUAUAUUUUGUUGUUUCUCGCUUUAGUAUAAAUUUUGUUUAUUUAAACGAGUUCUUAAUUUUAUUUUGUUUGGUAAAUAACUGCUUAGGGUGAAGCACAUAAAUGUUAGACAAUUAUUUCUAAUCUGGAGAGUUAUGGCAUUGUACAGAGAAUGUUGGGUCUAUGAGUUCAAAAAUAUAAGGGAAUCUCAUUUACGGUGUUGAGUGGGUUGGUAGAAACCUGAGGGGCAUGGGAGGGAAAUCUAACUGUUGGACAGACCUGUCAAGACCUGAGUGGGGAAGCAAGGGGUUCCAAGGGAGCUUUAACCUCCUGAGGUUCACCAGUGUACUUCCUGCAUGCCCGGUGAAGUGCCUAGGUGGGAGAUGUGGUCAUCUUUGAGGGGAGCUGUUGUAUAGCAAAACAUUGUGCAAUAUUUUUGUAUGAAAUGUAUGAACAGUGCUCUGAAGAAAGGCCACGUUCAUCCGGGCAGAUGGCGCGACUCACCAGCCGAUUAAGGCUUGGGCCACCCCGAUGGGAGUAGGUUGGAAACAGAAAAGAAUGUGUGUGCACGGCGUAUGAAGCUGCUGACGUAUUGUCUGGCAUUGUCAUUAUAUAGUUGAGCCCCCCCAAAAAAAUAUUGUUUAAUAAAAUUAAUAAUGUAAUCAUGCAUUAUUAUAAAUAAGAAAAAUAAAAACUUAUUACUUGA